This is a messenger RNA of Beauveria bassiana ARSEF 2860, 1308 nucleotides long. RefSeq lists its product as uncharacterized. NCBI's taxonomy places the organism in Eukaryota, Fungi, Ascomycota, Sordariomycetes, Hypocreales, Cordycipitaceae. The transcript has a single exon. Bases 1 to 1308 code for a protein of 435 amino acids. The record is from RefSeq and is a predicted model, not a curated record.
AUGGCCGAGGACAACCCCUCCUUCAGCACCGACAGCCAUCUCCAGAUUGGCAUCGAGAUUGAGUUCGUCGCCCCCCGCAACACCGCCUGGGAGGAUGAGCAUCUGCCGUUUGUGGAACACUGGAACCACACGAACCUGUCCAAGGAUGCCUGCUUCCACCGGCUCGCCGAGGCGCUCCACGCCGCCGGCCUGCCGUCCUGCUACCAGAUGAAGACAACGCCGCUGCGGUGCUCGCGCAACCCGCUCCUCGCUGCCGCACCGCGCGACGCCGUCGUUCUGCAGUCGUGUCGGCUGCUGGGCGACCCGCUGCGGUUCCGCGUGCGCGACGGCCGCGCCGGCAUCUUCCGCUACUGGCUCGUCAAGGGCGAGCACAACCUCACCGACGUCUCCGCCUACAAGACGUGGAUCGAGUGUGAGCUCAACACACCCAUCCUCGCCGAGGCUGAUGUCGCCGUCGGCCCCAUGCCCCAGCUCGGCACCGCGCUCGCCGCACUCCACGCCGCCGCUGCCAACGCCCCGCCGCACGUCUGCCCCCGCCGCUGCGGCCUGCACGUCCACCUGUCGCUCGCGGCGCCCGGCGGCUGCACCCUCGACUACGCGCGGCGCGUGCUGACGCUCGCGCUCGUCCUCGACCAGAGCGUGCUCUACCCGCUCUGCGACCGCACCCGGCGCGACUUUGGCCGGCCGUUUCUCUCCGCCGCCAGCCUCGCCAGCCGCGCCGACUUGCUCGUGCCGCACACCCCGCGCCUCUCGGCCCACGCGCUCGCCCACCUCCCGCGGGGGCUCGUCGCCGCCGAGGGCCGCGCGCUGGCGUACCUCUGGCACGCGGCGAGCUUCGACGAGCUGCAGCCGAUGCUCGAGCACCACCGCGCGGACCUGCACAUGGUCGCGCCGGUGCUGUGCAAGCACAAGCAUGCAGCGCCGGGUGCGGCGGAUGAGCCUCUUGGCGGCGCGACGGCUACGACGAUCGAGUUUCGCUGCGCGCAGGCGUCGUUUUCGGCGCGGUUCGUGCGCGCCUGGGCGAGGCUCGUGCUGGCUGUGGGACGCGUCGCGCUGCUGCCGACCGACGAGUACCGCGCGGCGCUGGGCCGCAUGUGGGCGGCGGCGCAGGUCAGCGGCGGGACGGUCGUGGAGCGCGAGGAGGCGACGAUGGCGACGCUGGCUGAGCUGAGCGUGGCGGCGGUCGGGGCAGGGAUGCUGGGCGGCGGGCUGGAUCUGGCGUAUUGGAGAGUGAGGUACGGCCUGAUGCGGGCUGGGCGGAAUCCGGACAUUGAUGAGGAAGGAAGAGCCGUCUUGGACCAGGACUAG